ACCCCCCUUUUACUCCUCUGACUUCUCUGUCCCUAACUCUCCUCUCCUUUGUUACCUGUUCUUUCCUAUAAUCAAAUUCAAACAUCAAUACCUACCAUCCCUCACUCUCUCUCUCCCCAUUUACUCCUUUAGUUUUUAUUCCUUUUCAGUUAAAACUUCUUAGUUAAACAAAUAUGCAAUCUCAUGUUACCUUGUAUUAGUCUUUCAGAAGCAUUGAAAACCUGAGGACCAGUUUUGUCCUCUCAUAAUCAGUCAUAGCAAGAAAAAGCAACACUUGAAACAGAUGUCUCCAAUUCCAAAGCAGUUUUUAGGGUGAUUUCAGAAGCAAGCCACUUUCACUUGAUCUUGAAAUUUGAGACUGCCAUCUAUGUACUUAACUACUGUCCACAGAAAAGUUGGAAUCACAGAGUAAAGGAAAUGGUUUCUGGAUUUUACUUUCAAACUUCUCAUCAUCCCAUCAGUGCACCCUUUUGGCAUCAUGAAACUCUGCAUCUCUUGCCAAGGAUCCUAAGUAAUUUUUGUCUCUAAGAGAUCCCAGAUAAAACAAAUCUUUCACUGCUAGCUCUGAAAUAGAUCUUAUAUUCUAACUUAAGCACAGCCAUAUCAUGAAACCAAACAUUGAUCUUGAAGUGGAGGCCUAUGCAGAAUAUGAAUCUGAUGUUACCAGCCAAGUUGCUUCUUCCAAUGUAUCAUCAAUUCAAGAAACCUCUUUGGAUCCUUGCAGUGACUACAGCCUCACUAACUCUUCCAUCAUCACAAAUCCAUCAUCAGGUGAUGAUGUUUCACUUGGCUUAACUCUCAACUUCAAGAAUAAUGAGUUAGGGGCAGGGGCAACAGCAGCAGCAACAGACUCAAUAGGAGGAUUCUCAAGUACUUGUGAGAGCAGCAAUGAACCUAUAGCAUUAGCUGCAGCAACCAUUCCAAGAGUCUUCUCUUGCAAUUACUGUCAGAGAAAGUUCUUCAGCUCUCAGGCUCUUGGGGGGCACCAGAAUGCACACAAGAGAGAGAGGACAUUAGCCAAAAGGGCCAUGAGAAUGGGGUUUUUCUCUGAAAGGUAUGCAAGUCUAGCAUCUCUCCCUCUUCAUGGUUCUUUCAGAUCUUUAGGGAUAAAGGCACACUCCUCACUGCAUCAUGGUUUCUCUCCACCAUUAGCAAUGAGGCCUAAUACUCCUACUGAGGUUAAAAGCAAUGCAAAAUUUGAGCAAGGGUAUCCUGGCCUUCCAAUAUUCUUGGAGGAUGAUGAUUCAGAUUUGCUUUGGCCUGGUAGUUUCCGCCAGGUUGCAGUGGAAACAGGUGAUAAUAGCCACCAGAAUUUCAUACUGACUGGAAAUUCAGGUUUGAGUUUCACUGAGGUGAAUCCACCUUUAGAGGUAGAGAACUCCACACCAGAUUUGACAUUGAAGCUUUGAAGGAGGAAUUUGGAUUCCUUGCAGUCGAAAAAUUCCUAAAUUCACGCUGUCAUAGAAUUUGAGCCGUUCAAUCAAGAUGUCUCAAUUCUUAAGGUAAUCUCUAUGAAUGAACUUGGUGAAAUAUAUGAGCCGACCGAUCUAGAUCUAACGGUGUAGAUUUCUUGAACGCGUGAAUGUAGGAUUAUUCUGACAGCAAAGAAUUGAGAUGUCUGCUUUAUUGAUAUAUUAUUGUACGGUAAUCGCAUGUUUGGAUCAGCUUCUAUUUCAACAGAAUCAAUUAUGGCAUACAGAAGCUACUCACAAAAGUUUCUCCUCUCAUAACUGGCUAUGCUUGGAAAAUUAAUUGUAGAAUGAUUUACAAACAUGUAGUAAGAUAUGUAUGAAAGGGGCCAUAUGAUUGCCAGAUUGGUUACCGCACUUUGUUAGAUUUGCUCUUUCUUUCAUUUUUCGGUUUUCCCUUAGGAGUCCUUGCUUUGGUAGUUUGCCCUGUAUGUUUCUCAAUGUAUUAAGAGCUCUAGGAGGACCAUUUUGGAGCAUCCGUGUUUGGCAUAUAAGUUAUGUACUGUAUGUUUUCUUUGCCUUUGAUUUCUAUUAUGGAUUAUAAUGAUGAUUUAUAAAGUAUGAACUCAUCUUAUUACACCA
This is a messenger RNA of Lotus japonicus, 2051 nucleotides long. Its product is annotated as zinc finger protein 4-like. The transcript has 3 exons. Lineage: Eukaryota; Viridiplantae; Streptophyta; Magnoliopsida; Fabales; Fabaceae. Gene Ontology annotation, biological process: negative regulation of abscisic acid-activated signaling pathway. The record is from RefSeq and is a predicted model, not a curated record. The coding region runs from base 606 to 1409 and encodes 267 amino acids.